AUGUCACACACAGCCUUCUUCUAUGGAACUCUUCUUCAUCCCUCGAUUCUACGGCGAGUGAUCGGCCAUGAAGGCAGCAGACUGCAGAUAUGUCCGGCACUGCUUCUUGAACAUACUCGUCAUAAGAUACGACACGCAGACUAUCCGGCGGUGCUGCCAUUCGAGAAGAGCCGAGAGCUUUUCCUAACCUCUGGGCACACUGAACCUCCUGCGAACGAGCUGAACGUCCGAGGCAGCCUCGUGACAGGACUCAACGACAAUGACAUCGCCCUAUUAGACCUCUUUGAAGGCGACGAAUACACACGCGAGAAUGUACUCGUUCACCCCUUAGGACCUCUGACCUCCCUGUCGCACACGCCUCCUCCACGCACAGCAAUUCCAAACAUCGGCUCUUCCCCCUCAAACGCCGCUACCGACGCCUACAUUGUGCCGCUGAGAGCCCCUGAGCUCCCUCCCCUCGACGCUCUCCCGCCACCACUCCCCGCGCAAACUUACAUUUACGCGGGGCCUCUCAGAGACCUUAGCCCAGAGCUUUGGUCAUACGAGGAUUUCGUCCGGGAAAACGCGUGGAAGUGGGUCGGGACGGGAGCGCGUGAUAACGAGUACUACGUCGAGGUGGAUAGGCGGCGGGAUAUGGAUGGCAAGACGCUAAAGACGGAAAUCGUCGACACCGGCAGCGUCCCGGGAUCGGACGAGGUUGGUGAAGCGGUGGCGGUAGAAAUACAAGGUCCAUGA
Messenger RNA from Dichomitus squalens LYAD-421 SS1, 735 nucleotides. RefSeq lists its product as uncharacterized. The coding region runs from base 1 to 735 and encodes 244 amino acids. The transcript is spliced from 4 exons. The record is from RefSeq and is a predicted model, not a curated record. Lineage: Eukaryota; Fungi; Basidiomycota; Agaricomycetes; Polyporales; Polyporaceae.